This is a messenger RNA of Sorex araneus (European shrew), 5843 nucleotides long. It is a transcript of the gene WASHC4, whose product is annotated as WASH complex subunit 4. NCBI's taxonomy places the organism in Eukaryota, Metazoa, Chordata, Mammalia, Eulipotyphla, Soricidae. The coding region runs from base 55 to 3576 and encodes 1173 amino acids. The transcript is spliced from 33 exons. Gene Ontology annotation, biological process: endosomal transport; endosome organization. Gene Ontology annotation, cellular component: endosome; WASH complex. The record is from RefSeq and is a predicted model, not a curated record.
CUGGGGCUGCGGGCGUCGGCGGGGCCGGGGGGCUGCGGCUGCGGGGUGGGCGCCAUGGCGGUGGAGACGCUGUCCCCGGACUGGGAGUUCGACCGCGUGGACGACGGCUCCCAGAAAAUCCAUGCAGAGGUCCAGCUCAAGAAUUACGGGAAAUUUCUUGAGGAGUACACGUCGCAGUUGAGCAGAAUUGAGGAUGCACUGGAUGAUUCCAUUGGAGAUGUCUGGGAUUUCAAUCUCGAUCCUAUAGCAUUAAAGCUUUUGCCUUAUGAACAGUCUUCCCUUUUGGAACUUAUAAAGACAGAAAACAAGGUCUUAAACAAGGUCAUCACUGUUUAUGCUGCACUUUGUUGUGAAAUCAAGAAAUUAAAAUAUGAGGCAGAAACAAAAUUUUAUAAUGGCCUCUUGUUUUAUGGAGAAGGAGCUACCGAUUCCAGCAUGGUAGAAGGUGACUGCCAAAUUCAGAUGGGUAGAUUUAUUUCAUUCUUACAGGAACUGUCUUGUUUUGUUUCGAGGUGCUAUGAAGUGGUGAUGAAUGUAGUCCAUCAGUUGGCUGCCCUCUAUAUCAGUAACAAAAUUGCACCCAAAAUUAUAGAGACAACUGGAGUUCAUUUUCAGACUAUGUAUGAGCACUUGGGAGAAUUGCUCACAGUUUUGCUCACCCUGGAUGAAAUUAUUGAUAAUCACGUCACAUUGAAAGACCACUGGACUAUGUACAAAAGGUUACUGAAAUCUGUUCAUCACAAUCCUUCGAAAUUUGGGAUUCAGGAAGAAAAGCUAAAGCCAUUUGAAAAAUUUUUGCUGAAGUUAGAAGGGCAGUUAUUGGAUGGAACGAUAUUUCAGGCCUGUAUAGAACAACAGUUUGAUUCUCUCAAUGGAGGAGUAUCUGUGUCCAAAAAUAGCACUUUUGCUGAAGAAUUUGCACAUAGUCUUCGUUCAAUUUUUGCAAAUGUAGAAGCCAAACUUGGAGAGCCUUCUGAGAUCGACCAAAGAGAUAAGUAUGUUGGAAUCUGUGGACUCUUUGUACUGCACUUUCAAAUUUUUCGAACUGUUGAUAAGAAGUUCUAUAAAUCUUUAUUGGACAUUUGUAAGAAGGUCCCAGCCAUCACCUUGACUGCUAAUAUCAUUUGGUUUCCUGAUAAUUUUUUGAUCCAGAAAGUACCAGCAGCUGCCAAACUCCUAGACAGAAAAAGUCUUCACGCCAUUAAAAUACACAGAGAUACUUUCCUGCAACAGAAAGCUCAGUCACUUACCAAAGACGUGCAGUCCUACUACAUUUUCGUGAGCUCAUGGAUGAUGAAAAUGGAGUCUAUUUUGUCGAAAGAGCAGAGAAUGGAUAAAUUUGCCGAAGACCUUACCAACCGAUGCAAUAUUUUUAUACAGGGCUUCUUGUAUGCAUAUAGUAUUAGUACCAUUAUUAAAACCACAAUGAAUCUCUACAUGUCCAUGCAGAAGCCGAUGACUAAAACCUCAGUUAAAGCACUGUGCAGGCUUGUUGAACUUCUCAAGGCCAUCGAGCACAUGUUCUACAGGAGAAGCAUGGUUGUGGCCGACUCGGUGUCACAUAUCACACAGCACCUUCAGCAUCAGGCUCUUCACUCUAUUUCCGUGGCCAAGAAAAGAGUAAUUUCUGACAAAAAAUAUAGUGAACAGCGGCUUGAUGUGCUCUCUGCUCUAGUUCUGGCUGAAAACACGCUGAACGGGCCCAGCACGAGGCAGCGGCGACUUAUCGUUUCUUUGGCACUAAGUGUCGGCACACAGAUGAAAACAUUUAAGGACGAAGAACUCCUUCCACUUCAGGUAGUCAUGAAAAAACUGGAUCUCAUCAGCGAACUUAGAGAAAGAGUCCAGAUCCAGUGUGACUGCUGUUUUCUCUACUGGCACCGCGCCGUCUUCCCGAUCUAUUUAGAUGAUGUCUAUGAAAAUGCUGUUGAUGCAGCCCGGUUGCAUUACAUGUUCAGUGCGUUACGGGAUUGUGUGCCUGCUAUGAUGCAUGCAAGGCAUUUGGCGUCCUAUGAAAUACUCCUGGAUUGUUACGACAAGGAAAUUAUGGAAAUUUUAAAUGAGCAUUUGUUGGACAAGUUAUGCAAAGAAAUCGAGAAAGAUCUGCGACUUUCUGUGCACACACACCUCAAGCUGGACGACCGAAACCCCUUCAAAGUGGGCAGGAAAGACCUGGCUCUCUUUUUCUCUCUGAAUCCCAUUCGGUUUUUCAAUCGAUUCAUUGACAUUCGAGCUUAUGUAACUCACUACCUAGACAAGACUUUCUACAAUUUAACCACAGUAGCUCUUCAUGAUUGGGCCACUUACAGCGAAAUGAGAAAUUUAGCUACUCAGCGGUAUGGAUUGGUUAUGACGGAGGCACAUCUUCCUAGCCAGACUUUGGAACAGGGCCUGGAUGUUUUGGAAAUUAUGAGAAACAUUCAUAUAUUUGUAUCUAGAUACCUCUAUAAUCUCAACAACCAGAUUUUUAUUGAACGAACAAGCAAUAACAAACACUUGAAUACUAUCAAUAUUCGACAUAUUGCUAAUUCAAUCCGAACACACGGCACAGGGAUCAUGAACACAACAGUUAAUUUCACCUACCAGUUUUUGAAAAAGAAGUUCUAUAUAUUCAGCCAAUUUAUGUAUGAUGAGCAUAUCAAAUCUAGAUUGAUUAAAGAUAUUAGGUUUUUCCGGGAAAUCAAGGACCAAAAUGAUCACAAGUAUCCUUUUGAAAGAGCAGAAAAAUUCAACCGAGGCAUCAGAAAACUUGGAAUAACCCCAGAGGGACAGAGCUACCUUGAUCAGUUCAGGCAACUCAUCAGCCAAAUUGGUAAUGCUAUGGGCUACGUACGAAUGAUAAGAUCUGGAGGUCUUCAUUGCAGCAGCAAUGCCAUUAGGUUUGUUCCUGAUCUUGAAGAUAUUGUAAAUUUUGAAGAACUUGUAAAAGAAGAAGGUCUUGCAGAAGAAACAUUAAAAGCAGCAAGGCAUUUGGAUUCAGUCCUCAGUGAUCACACAAGGAAUUCUGCAGAAGGUACAGAGUAUUUCAAAAUGCUUGUAGAUGUUUUUGCACCAGAAUUUCGAAGGCCAAAGAAUAUACAUCUCCGAAACUUCUAUAUCAUCGUUCCCCCUUUGACCCUCAACUUUGUAGAGCAUUCCAUUAGUUGUAAGGAGAAAUUGAAUAAAAAAAAUAAAAUUGGAGCCGCAUUCACUGAUGAUGGCUUUGCCAUGGGUGUGGCUUACAUUCUCAAGCUUCUGGACCAGUACCAGGAGUUUGACUCCCUUCACUGGUUCCAGUCUGUCCGGGAGAAGUACCUGAAGGAGAUUCGAGCAGUCGCCAGGCAGCAGCACGUGCAGGCGGCGGGUCAGGACGAAAAGCUGCUGCAGACCAUGAAUCUCACCCAGAAGCGCCUCGAUGUGUAUCUGCAGGAAUUUGAAUUGCUCUACUUCUCACUGAGCAGUGCAAGAAUUUUCUUCAGAGCUGACAAGACUGCGGCUGAAGAAAACCAAGAGAAGAAAGAGAAAGAAGAAGAAGCUAAGGCCAGCGACGGAGCCCUGCCGGACAGCACCGUGGCUGCGGAUCCCGUGGUCAAGUGACCCUGAAGGGCAGCAGCGCCCCCGUACCGCGUCAGCGCCCCAUUGCGCCACUGCCAGGGCGGCGGAGGAAGUGUUUCCUGGGAGUGUUUGGAUGCUGGGACCCUUGAAAGACAGUGCUCUCAAGAUAAGCCCAUCCUUCUGAAGUUCUAGUGUUCAGAAGUUGAGAAUGAGAUUUUUUUUUCUUCUUUUUUUUUAACCUGGUAUUUUUGCCUGGAUUUUAGGCUGGAAAUGAUGUGCCUACAGUUACUCGCAGUGAAAUUGUGAAGUUGUGGCAAAUCCAAAUCCCUAAACUGCCACCUCAAAUUGCUUGUGGUCUUGUGAAUGUUUGUAAUUUGUGUUUAAUAGGUCUUGGAUCCAUAUUUGUCUCUGUCAUUGGAAAUUCAAUGCAUAUACUGUGUACAGCUAGUAAAUACUUUUUUUUUUUUUUUUUUACUUUUGGCGGUGCUGGGCAGUAAAUACAUUUUAAACAAAAAGGAAUUGAGCCUGAAAUUCAUGAGGCUUACAUAUCAAUAUUCUUAUAAAAGGAAUCUGUAUGAAGAUGGUUUUGAUACUAGAGGCGAGACACGCGUCUGUUAUGUACCUUUAUAGACAGUGUACGCUGAUUCUCUGUUAAUCUCAUGUGACUUACAUAAGCUGCUGAUGUCUUUGACGAGACAUUUAUAACUAGUUUACAUUGCUUUGAAACAUUAACCUCCAGCAACUGCUUUCAGUGUCAGGCUUAACACGCAAUAGGAAAGAGAACUCAAAGCCAUAGAGUCGUGUGAAGAGUCCCCUUUUGGUUGAAGGCACUAUAUAUGAUAUCAGAGGAAAUGGGAUGAAUUAUUAUUUCUACAUCUAAACUCAGGUUUUCUUCUACAUUAGGUUGAAUUGAAAUCCUGGUGAUAAUUUGAAUAGACCUUUUUCUUUAAACCAAGUAUAAUCUAAGACAUCAGAUAAGCACUGUGCAGGCUUAAAAAAAACUAUAUAUAUGUAUAUAUAUAUAUACACAUAUACAUAUGUAUAUAUAUACAUAUAUAUAUAUAUCUCUACCACUGUGAGAAUGAAGUUCUAUUAGAUCAGUUACUGAUUUCAAAAGUACAGAGAGAUUUUUGAGUAGUUCAGUUCCUGGUAAGCUACCAGCUUUAUUUUUGUAAAGGUUCUGUCACUUCAUAGUUAACGGUUCAUGAAGUCCUGUGUAGUCUGUAGUGUCUCCAGUGAUGCCUUUUCAGCGAAGGAGAGGAAGUGAGUCUAACCUGACACGCAUUGCUAACGCCCUUUGGGGAGGACUUGGUUACUCCAGUUGCUAUUGUCUACUGAGAAUCUACCUGGGUAAGUCUCCCAAAUCACCCUGACAUUGCUGCCGGGGCCCCAGCCCUGCAGCAGGAGACCAGUGACCCCGUCUGACGUCACUGUGGCCAGAGACGCUUUCCCACCCCGGGAGAAACACUUCUGUUUGAAGUCAGAAGAAACAGAACUAGGUAGGAAAUGUCUCUUGUGUAUUAUGUAGACAUGGCUCAACUGAAUUACGAACACCCGUGGAGUAAGGUUUGUAGUAUUUGUAAUUCAUUCUGACUGUAGAAAUGGCCCUAAAGCAUGCUGCAUUAAUUCAUAAUUUAUAUUUUCAUUGCUAUAAAUCUUCAUAUUAAUGUUCUUGGAUUUGAUUGUGUCGAAUUUUGUCACCAUUUCAUAGAAGUUGUUUUUCUUUUGACUUCCUUAAAAAUUUCAUCUCUCAAUAGGGAUCAAAAUGUAAUUUGAAAAUCAGAUGUUUCUGUUUAUUAGCCCCACGUGUCAGUUAUUUUAUCUCCACAUGGAUGGAAUUCUCAUUCUCAAGAAGAAAGUGACAGAUUAUUAUUUUGCUUUUAAUUCAAAUAAAGUUAUCGUAGUCUGAAUAAUGAUAGCAAAUCGAUACAUUUGAAAUAUAAAAAUCUCUAAAAAGAUUACACCUAUUUAAAGCUCUUAAAUAACAGGAUAAUAGGGCUUGAGUGUAUUUAUACCUAACUUAAUAGACACAUUUGAAUGAUGGUUUUCCUUGAUAACAUGUUAAUGUUAACAUUUUAAUUUUUUUCACAAUACUGUAAUUUAAAAUUAGUGAGCAUCUUUUGAAAAUUCACAGAAAGCUUAAUAAUGUGCAAAUUCUCAGGAAUUAAAGAGUAAUCAUAACAUUGUUCUAAUUACAUUUUGUAAGAGAUGGAAACUUUGUUAUUGACUUGAGUGGGGCUUCCCGGGCCCCAGUUCUAAAGAAUACACUAUAUAUAAUAAAACGUUAAUAAAUAUAAUUUCAAAAUAUA